Messenger RNA from Populus euphratica (Euphrates poplar), 2100 nucleotides. RefSeq names its product cytochrome P450 82C4-like. The coding region runs from base 34 to 1668 and encodes 544 amino acids. The record is from RefSeq and is a predicted model, not a curated record. Lineage: Eukaryota; Viridiplantae; Streptophyta; Magnoliopsida; Malpighiales; Salicaceae. Gene Ontology annotation, molecular function: iron ion binding; monooxygenase activity; oxidoreductase activity, acting on paired donors, with incorporation or reduction of molecular oxygen. The transcript has 3 exons.
AAAAAUUAAUUACUGUCAGCUUGCUUGUGCUUCAUGUCAUAUACAAGAGGGUGCCAAAUUAUAGGCAUGUACCUAAGACACUUCUUUCUCCACACACGACCCAAAAUGAAAGUUUUAGCAAUUGAAAGUUUCUUUCUGGGGCUAGUUCUUCUAUGCAUGAUUAUAUGGAGAAUACUGUCAACCAGCCACAAAAGAAACAAAACCUUACUACCACCUGAACCCUCUGGCGCAUGGCCUUUGAUAGGACAUCUGAGGAUUCUCAAUAGUCAAAUUCCCCUUUUCCGAACUCUUGGAGACCUGGCUGAUAAGCAUGGACCAGUUUUUUCAAUAAGGCUUGGCAUGAGACGCACGCUUGUUAUUAGUAGCUGGGAAUCUGUGAAGGAAUGCUUCAAAACCAAUGACCGAAAAUUCCUAAAUCGUCCGAGUGUUGCUGCUUCAAAAUACAUGGGUUAUGAUGAUGCCUUCUUCGGAUUCCAUCCGUAUGGAGAAUACUGGCUUGAGAUGCGAAAGAUCGCAACGCAAGAGCUUCUGUCGAACAGCAGGCUUGAGCUGCUCAAGCAUGUGAGAGUUUCGGAAAUAGAAACAUGCAUCAAGGAAUUGCAUACAACUUGUAGCAAUGGUUCCGUGUUGCUGGACAUGAGUCAAUGGUUUUCCUGUAUAGUUGCGAAUGUGAUGUUUCGACUAAUUGCGGGGAAGAGAUAUUGUGGUGGUACUGGCAAAGAUUCAGGAGCUUGUGGAAGAUUAAUCAAAGAGUUCUUUUACUUGAGUGGGGUAUUAGUAACGUCUGAUUUGAUUCCCUUUACUGAAUGGAUGGAUUUUCAAGGACAUUUGAAAUCUAUGAAGCGUGUUGCCAAGGAGUUGGACGAUGUUGUGAGUGGGCAGUGGCUUGUAGAACAUCUUCAGCGUAGGGAAGAGGGCCUGGUGAGGAAAGAAGAGAAGGACUUCAUGGAUGUCAUGUUAGAAUCAUUAGAUUCUCUUGCAAUAGGUGAAGAACCCAUCUUCGUAUACAAAAGAGAAACCAUUGUCAAGGCAACUGCGCUGAAUCUUCUAUUAGCAGGCAUAGAUACUACAUCUAUCACUUUGACAUGGGCCCUGUCUCUUCUACUUAACCAUACUGAAGUGCUGAAAAGAGCGCAGAAAGAGAUUGAUAUCCAUGUAGGAACAACAAGAUGGGUAGAAGAAUCAGAUAUCAAGAACUUAGUGUACCUUCAAGCCAUUGUGAAGGAAACCUUGAGACUAUACCCUCCUGGCCCCCUAUUGGUACCACGUGAGUCCUUGGAAGAUUGCUACGUGGAUGGCUAUCUCGUUCCUCGAGGCACUCAAUUACUAGUUAACGCGUGGAAGCUUCAUCGAGAUGCACGAAUAUGGGAAAAUCCAUAUGAGUUCCAUCCUGAGAGGUUCCUUACGAGCCAUGGAUCAACAGAUGUUAGAGGUCAGCAGUUUGAGUAUGUUCCAUUUGGUUCAGGGAGAAGAUCGUGCCCUGGGAUUUCUUCUAGCUUGCAAAUGCUUCACUUGACGCUUUCUCGGUUGCUUCAAGGCUUCAAUUUCAGCACCCCAAUGAAUGCUCAAGUUGACAUGAGUGAAGGCUUAGGACUCACCAUGCCGAAAGCAACGCCAUUAGAAGUUGUUCUUACGCCGCGCCUUGAGAAUGAGAUCUACCAACAUUAGAGCAUGUUUUUGCAAUAUUGUGGUCUCUUGCUAUUCUGUGAUCUGUGCUCUAUAGCGUCAGUUUUCUGUUCUGAAAGUAGCUGGAGAUGAGUAUCAGAGUUUGUGUUGGGGAGUUUUCACUAGCUAUCCUUGGUGGUUCGUGUGGUAUCUAGGGAUUAGGCUAGUCUAGUUUUGUCUUUCGUGGGUGCUUAACUAAAAUUUUGGCUGUGUUUUUCCUUCCAUCCCUUUUGUUUUGCCCAUCUCAGGUACUCUAUGCCUUCUCAGGCUUUUUCAUUCAGCUUGUAUGUUAAUAUGUGUUUCUUAGCAGGGCAGGUCCACAAUUUAAUACCUUAUGAUCCUUCAGUCAAAGCAUGCAUUGUAUAUGUGAAACUCUCUUGUAUGGCUUGAAUCCAAACUGAAAUUCUAUACAUUAAAUAUUGAUUGAGAAGGAGA